CCUUCACCAACUUGACUGCUACUACUUUUACUUAGUUAACUACUUAGACUUACACUAACUUAGUGAGUGGAACUCUUAGUCUUAGUAGUAGUCUUAGUUACAGUCACAGUUACUAACUACUAACUACAGUACAGACUACGACUACACUUAUUAACUUUAAGAGUAAGCAAAGUAACUGACGGAAACUGUUGUCGUUGUAUGUUAAAGACUUAGUUUAAUUUUUUUAAAUUUUUGAAUAUCUUAAGAAUAACAAAUUUUAUCUACCUACUUAGACUUAGACUUAGUCUACAUCUACAUAGUAUAGUCAUAGUUUAUAUUUCUAUGACUAUUUAUAGUGUAAACAAACUACGAAAAUAAUUAAGAAGUUUGUGAACUUAUCAUGACUUAUGGCUUAUGUUUUCUGAAAUUUUAGGCUAAAGCUGGGCCUAUUAUUAUUAUGAUUAUGAUUUUACUAUUUUUAUUAUAAUUUCAAGAUUUUAUCUUCGCUGAAUUCAUUAAUUUUCAUUUUAGAUAUAUUUUUUUUUACUACGACUGAGAAAUUACCCCAAACAAUGUUAAAUAGGCCUAAUAAUAAUACUAAUAACUUUGUAUUUCUUGUUUUUAAAGAGAAAUAGCUUUUAAUAGGAAAUUACAAAGGAAGAAAGAAACUUUGACUUUGCCAUGCUGCAACCAUUUAUUCAUAUACUGAAUGCACAAAGAAACAUUUUAGCUAGUGGUUCUCCAAGGAGAAAACAGAUAUUAGAAAAUGUGGUAAGUUUCCCCAUUUCUUCUAGGGAAGGGAGGGGGUGGUUGGUACUUAGAGUUUAGUUUAAUUAUAAUGAAGUUAUUAUAAAAUUAUCUUAAUAAGGCUACUAAUAAAUAGAAAAUCUCUACUGCUGUUAAAAGUAAUGUAUAAAAAACGGUGUUUCCCACCCUGUGAUGGAAAAUUAUAAAUUUAAUCUAAACAUCAUUAAAACAUUUGUCAUCUUUCUGUUAUUUCAGGGACUUAACAUUGAAGUGAUCCCAUCAACUUUUGAGGAAAAUUUGGACAAAUCUAAGUUUACACCAGAAGAAUAUGUUUUAGAAAAUGCCAGAUUAAAGACAUUAGAAGUAGCUGGAAGGCUGAGCGGCAAUCAGGUAAACUCUAUUUGUCAGUACAUAUAUUACUAUUUUUGGGUUACAAGUCUCAGUAGGUUCAGUGUGAGGAUCAAAUACUAAUAAUAAUCCAGAUCAGUCAUCCACCACCAUCAUGGGGCUUAGCAAACUUGUUUAACAAAGUGGCUUGUAGAAUGACAUAUGUAACAGGAGUAAGGCAGGGCCUGACUGGAAAUCUAGUUAUGGAUGCUAACCAAAGCAAAAUUAGUCCAUAGAAGUUGGAUUGCUGUAUUUCCUUGGAGCAAAGCAUUAUAUAACAGAGCAUUGCUGUAACUAUAAUAUAACAAUUUUUUUCAUACCUUCAUAACUUAAAAUCAAAAUGGAAAUAGUGAGAUUUCUAUAGAUUUUAUAAUAAUCCAUGUUUUAAGUGCUUAAAAAUCUACUUCAUGUUUUUAUUUUUAGACAACCAAAUUGAACAUUAAUUUUGUUUUAAAUUACCUCCAGCUUGUUUAAGAUUGAUAAAUUAAUAAAAUAAUUACUGUUUCCUUGCUAAGCAAUUUACAUUUAAGAAGACAAUCUUAAUCUUUUUAAGCCGCUUUGGUUUUUUAAAUUUAAAAGUGCAUUUCUUCCAAUUUUAGCUGAAAUAUUGGAGUUGCUGUGAGCUAAUGGGAUUAAAACUUUAAUUUAACUUCAGACCAUUCCUGAUCUCAUCAUUGGAUGUGACACUGUUGUAUUUCUAGGCAGUCAAAUUAUAGAAAAACCUCGGGAUAAGGAGGAUGCAGUCAGAAUAUUAAGCAAGUGAGUAAUGUCAAAUUGCACAAUGCUCAUGUUCUUUAAUGUACUUAGAGAAUACUCUGUUGAGUAUAAAAGUUGUAGAGAAUACAUCAAAGUAAACAGGUUGUGUUAAAUAGAUUCCCAACUGACUUGGCCUGAUUAGUUCCAAAAAUUUCCUCUCCAAUGAGAAAAUUCAAAAAGAAUUUAAAGUCAUGUGAUGAUUAUUUAUCUGAAAAUAUUAUAUUUUAAUGCAUUAUUACUCAUAUUAGUAGGCUAUAAAAGGCGUUACACUUGAUAAAUGCACAUCAGUACUAACUCUUGUACAUUAGUGACAACAUGUUUUUAGGUAAAGAGAGUUUUAGAAUCACAACUUUCUUCGUUUUCAGAUUAAGUGGAAAAUCACAUUCAGUAUAUUCGGGUUUGACGCUGUUUGUCCCUGCUCAUUCUCAAGGUAUGCUCUUAAAUUAGCUGUGUUGGGUACGGGUAUACUUUUCAAGGCAUACUCUUAAAUACCGGCCAGAUGUUUACUUAUCAAACAGUUAAUCUAAGUUGAAGAAACAAUGUCCCAACCCAACACCUUUAAAUGGCAGCUAUUCCCGUUAUAAAUGUUUUGUAUACAUAUUUAAUUCUCUUUGUUUUCAGUUAUUAAAACAGGUUCUCCAGCACUAGAGUCUAAAUACCGGUUCACAGGUUUUGUAGAAAGGACUGAUGUGUUCAUGACAGAGCUGAGCCAGGAUGUGAUAGAAUCUUACAUUGCAACUGGAGAACCAAUGUAUGUAGCCAAGUAUACAUUUAGAUAGUAACAUGAGAAAUACUGUAUGUAGCCUGCUAUACAUUUAGAUCAGUGGUUCUCAACUUUCCUAAUGCCGCGACCCUUUAAUACUGUUCCUCCUUAUGUUGUGACCCCCACCAUGAAAUUAUUUUUGUUGCUACUUCAUAAAUAUGUGUUUUGCGAUGGUCUUAUGCGACCUCUGUGUAAGGGUUGUUCGACCCCAAAAGGGUGGCGACCCACACGUUGAGAACUGCUGAUUUACUGUAUAUAGUCGCAUAUAAGCUGAAUUUAGAACUAUAAAAUACAAUGCUGAAAUCAGGGGGUCGGCUUAUAUGCCCAUAAAACAAAAACAAUUUUCGUCUUUAUUCAUAUCAAAAUGUAUAAUUUUUCGAAAUAUAUACUUCGUUAAUCAUUAGUUGUGAACAACUUAUGAGCGGAAGUUCAGAUAUUAUUAUAGCAAACAAUGUGCAAAGAGCAGAACACGUUUUUGUGUCGCUCCAAAAGGUAAACAAACUGGUAUGUAACAUAAAAGUAGCAUUUUACAUCUUUACAGUAACAAAUUUCUGUGAACCAAAAAUAUGGAGUAAAAUUAGAUAAUUGUAUGGUUGGCUUAUAUGCGGAUUUUUGCAAAAACUGGCCAUUUUAAAGCAAUUUUAGGGGGUUGGCUUAUAUGCGAUGUAGGCUUAUAUGCGAGUAUAUACAGUAGAUAGAAGGCUAGAACCUUUGAAUCUAGCUGAGUGUACAUUUACAUUUUAACUUGAGAACUAUUGCAUUUAGCUGUACGAUUACAAUGUAAUAUGAGAACUAUUUCAUUUUGGUGAAAUAUUUUACAUUAAUCAUGCUAAUAAAUAAUACGCGGGUCAUGCACUUUGAAGUUAACUUCAUCACCUUUUUUUGCUGUUGUCAGUAAAUACAUUAUUUCAACACCUAUCUGCAGAAAUCUUGUAUUGGUCCAUGAAAAAAGUUAUUUUCACAAUAAAACCGGAUGUCAUGAUUUAUGUGAGAAGAUUGUGUUCCAAUUGGUCAGUUAUAAAAUCAAACAGAAAACCCAUUGGAUGGCAGGUUUUCUAACUUAUAAAAAAUGCAAUCACAAUUAUCAAAGACGCAUUUGGUAAUUCCCAAAAUAAUGUCUACAAACAUAUCAUUGUUUCUGCCAGUUAGUGUGUGUAAAAAGUUUGAAAAUCACCUCCGUAGAUCGUUCAUCAUAUUUAUAUCAUAUUACAUCAUUGAAGCCUUAAUGCAAAAGUCGUAAACUAUUUUGUGUCCUAGUUUAACUUUGCAUACAAGAGUUGUGAAGUUAUUUGUACAACUCAUUGGAGAUUUUAUUAGUGAUUAAAUGUAAAGCAAAGUACUGAGGAAAUACAGUAUGCAAAGGAAACGAUACCAAACCUAGUGAUAAUAACAAUAUUUAAUUGAAUUGUACAAAUUUCUAUAAAAAUACAAAUUCGAGUACAGUAGCAAAGAAACUGUAUCAACUUACAGCAAGUGAAAAAGGUACAAUCCUCAAAAUACAAAUAUUAAUUUACACACACAAUUGUUUAACGUCUUGUACAGCUCCAAUCAUUUUUCCCAGAACACGUUGCAUAGUUAAUAUUACUGCUUUAAGUUUAAGUAUAUUUUACUUUAGGAUCCAUUGUUAUAUUAAUCAAUUAUAAGUAUAUUUAAGUAUAUUUUACUUUAGGAUCCAUUGUUAUAUUAAUCAAUUAUGAGAGUGAAAGAAACUAAAGGAAUACAAUUUGUUAUGUUUUACAAUAUUUACAACUAACAGUGAGCCAUGAGGAGUAGCUUUGCCUCAUGAGAAUGACUUUUUUGGAAAUUUUGUAAUUUCAACUGAGAAAACUGCUUUUUAAACUUGAACUUAAUUACAUGUUCUUGUUUCCCCCAGGGACAAAGCAGGUGCUUAUGGUAUUCAAGGUAUUGGUGGAACGUUGGUGGAAAAAAUACACGGAGAUAACUUCAAUGUCAUGGGCUUUCCACUUCCUCGAUUUGCUAAGGAGAUAGCGAAGAUUUAUUCUCAGAAAUAAAAAUGCAAUAAAAAGAAGUAUAGUAAAUAAUAAUUGUACAACUAUGGUUUUAUUAAUUUUUUUAAGGAAUUGUAAAAUUGUUGAAAGCUACAAAUUUGGCAGCUUUCAUAGUUAGUGUCAGGUGCCAUGUUUUUAAAUGUC
Messenger RNA from Lymnaea stagnalis (great pond snail), 4785 nucleotides. The record is from the annotation of a GenBank genome assembly. Lineage: Eukaryota; Metazoa; Mollusca; Gastropoda; Lymnaeidae.